AUGGACAACACUGACAUCGAUGCGAUCGAGAUUGAGACUGCCGAGCUUGCUGUGGAAGAUGAAACUGAACAGCUCCUGGCAGAGAAGGUGGAAGAUGAUGCAUCACUGAGACCGAAUGCCUCUCAUCCAUUCAAGAAAUGGAUGGACAGUUUCCGAACUCGCAGAAGGGUGCCUCCGACAAUCCCGGAAAGACACGUACCCGGCUGGUUUGAAUCAGCGCAAAAUGAAUAUGUCGCGCCCAGCCCGGCUGGUCGCCGAGACUCGCUACUGUCAGGGCAUUCGUCACAGCUGGGAACAGUGAAGACGACCACCCUGAGCAUCACGAGCCGCAGCUUUGGGAGAUCCCGGGGCACAACACAAAGUACUGCUGGUCAGAGCAGCCUCUCGGAUGCUCGAUUCUCAGGCGACAGCUCUCGUCCUACGUCCAGCCAGUACUUUGAUGAUCAGUCAGAGAUGCGGGCGAACAAGAGGCGUCAAGUAUUGCAAGAAAUACUCACCACCGAGGCUGAGUAUGUCAUGGGUCUUAAAGCUCUUACAGGAGUUCUCUCGAUAUUCGAUACCCGACCUGAGAUAUAUCACAACAUUCAGAAGAUUCGCGGCAUCCACGAGAACUUCUUGACUCAAUUGCAAACUAUAUCCCCGAUGUCUUCUUCACAGGCUGCCGACGGUGCCUCCGACCUUGCGACUCGGGGGCUUUCAAAACGCUUGGGCGGAAUCGACUUGCCUGGGCUGAAAGGUCUGCAGAGUCGGUCUUUGAGAACUCGAAGUUUCAAAGCGAGCAUUAAUCGACGUCUCAAGGCUAUGCAAGCGGACCCUUUGGAGGCUCUCGAAGUUGCACGCGCCGUGGAGAAUUUGUCAGUGUCCUUUCCUGCGUACGAAGAGUUUUGUAGCAAUUACGACUUGUUCACACAAGACUUGGCCAUCUUGCGACGUUCGGUUCCAAAUUGGGCAAUGUUCGAUCAGGGUAUUGAAGCGUUGUCAAAAUCGGUCACCUCCAUUGAAAGCCGAAAGCUCGAAGAAAACAAAUCGAUGACUAUGAGUGAUUUGAUGAUCAAGCCCAUCCAGCGACUGUGCAAGUAUCCGCUUCUCCUUCAAGACCUGCUUCGGAAUACCCCUGUCAGCGAUUGUCCGUCGUCUCAUAAUGGAAUGCGGCAAAUUUUGGAGAGUUUGCGCGUUCUGGUGGCCCGAAUCAACUCGGCAACCGGAAAUCCCGUCAAGAAAGAUCGGAUCCAAAAGACUAUACUCCUUCAAGGGCGCUUUGACUUUUCUGAGUCGUACAAACUGCAGGACAUAUAUAAAGAUUUGGGUCCAAUGACGCUGUGCGGUGUUUUGCACGUCACCUAUCAGGCCCCAGGGCAAACUACGGGAGACUUCAUGGUUUCUGUGCUCUUCAACUGUUAUUUGCUUCUCGCCAAAGGGCUGGAUGAUGGUCGACGACUGGAGGUUGUAGCAUGUAUCUACCUGGGUGAUUUGAAGGAGGAAACCAUCCAAAAUGGACAAGGUCUUUUCUGUUACGGUUGUCCGUUCUCGUGGAAGUUUCAGUUCCAAGUGCAAGAAGAGAGCUAUGAAUUCGUUCUCAGCGCAUCAUCCUCAAUUGAGGAGAGGCUAUGGAAAACGGAGACCCUCAAGUGCUCUGCGGCCCUCGCAGAGAUGGCUAAGCCAGGCGGGACUUGGGAUCCCAGAAAGUAUACUCUUCUGAGCCUUCCUCUGGUACCGUUGGAUCACAUCCAAUAUACAGUGUCUUCCUUGGCCAGACGCUCAUCGAUGGACUCUGUGGGAAUCCAGCGCAAGGCCAAUGUCCAACCCGUGGUCAUCAAAAAGACUCACUUUCCGCACUCUUCAGACGAGGCCACCAACCCACCACCGGAGGGCGAGAUCGAAAGGCCCAAGACCACGGUUGCACGCGGUGCUCUAACCGUAACUGCAAAACGAGCGGAACGAGUUCGCCUAGAGCGAUUGAUCUCGGAUGCCUAUACUCGAGAUGUACUUCCCUUGCCGGGAAUGGUGCUUGGUCGAGGUGAUAUAUUUCGACGCGGCUCGAUCAUGAGACGCCUCAGUCUUCAUGCCACAUUUGCCAAACGGUCCAGCUCGGUCAGUAUUGCGAGCCAAUCCGGACGGGCGGUAGCCGACGCGCGCUCGAUCGACUAUCAAAGUGGGGAGGAAAAGGAUUUGGUAACCACUGGUGAUGGGGCCAAUGACCAGCGCCGCUCAGCAGAGGCAGACUGCGAGUCGCCUAAAACCCCGACAUCAACACUUGGACGUCAACGGACGAUUCGAUUCCGGAGCAUACCCAAAAGAACGUCCGAAUCGGCGUCUUCACCACGGAGUGAGAAACGCACCAGUCAGGAGAGCAGCUAUGAACUGUCUCCGACGCGGAAGAAAUGGUCAUCAACCAUCGGCCUGCUGAGUGCGCUUUCGCCGAAGAAAUUGAUCAGGCCACGGUCCAACACGGGGCAUGGGGAAGAGAAUUGA
Penicillium cataractarum is the source of this 2472-nucleotide messenger RNA. RefSeq names its product putative Rho guanyl nucleotide exchange factor. The record is from RefSeq and is a predicted model, not a curated record. The transcript has 6 exons. Gene Ontology annotation, molecular function: guanyl-nucleotide exchange factor activity. The coding region runs from base 1 to 2472 and encodes 823 amino acids. NCBI's taxonomy places the organism in Eukaryota, Fungi, Ascomycota, Eurotiomycetes, Eurotiales, Aspergillaceae.